Messenger RNA from Bemisia tabaci, 1037 nucleotides. RefSeq names its product Mitochondrial inner membrane protein MPV17 (gene Mpv17). Gene Ontology annotation, molecular function: channel activity. NCBI's taxonomy places the organism in Eukaryota, Metazoa, Arthropoda, Insecta, Hemiptera, Aleyrodidae. Gene Ontology annotation, biological process: regulation of mitochondrial DNA metabolic process. The record is from RefSeq and is a predicted model, not a curated record. Gene Ontology annotation, cellular component: membrane; cytoplasm; mitochondrion.
CGAGAUUGAUGUAAAGAAUGUGAACAUGCCCACAUUUUCACGGUCUCCUUAUCAGCAAUUUAUCGUGAGUUUUUAUCAGUCAAGACCAUAAAUAACUGCUGUGGCAGCAUAGUGGAUCCCUACUAAAUUGUAUCUGUGGGCCCGCAAAAUUAACCUUCGUGUAAAGAUGGAAAAAAACUGAGGAUAAUUGAACGAAAGUUACAUUAGCUGAAAUUUGAUACUGGAAGAUUGUUAUGUCACUAGGAUAGAUAGAUAUUUGGAUUUCGCGAGCAGUUUCUGUUAGUAAGUGAUCAAUCCGAAAGUAUGGCUGUUUUCAAAUCAAUCCACAAUGCUUACAAGGCUAUAUUGACAAAUCAUCCUCUAAAGACUCAAGCAGUUCAAGCAAGUGCUCUUAUGGGAUUUGGAGACCUCAUUUCUCAAGCAGUCAUAGAAAAGAAGCCGUGUGACAUAGAGCGGACCGUUCGCUAUGGGAGUGUUGGACUGUUUAUUGGACCAACUCUUCAAACUUGGUUUGGACUUUUAGAAAAACGGAUUGGAAGAGGAGGAUUCAAGAAAUUGGUUAUCAAGGUAUCCAUAGACCAGUGUUGUUUUGCUCCUUGUUUUCUAGCCAUAGUAGUAUCUCUUGUGAAUACUGCUCAGGGGAAGUCAUUGGAGGAGACCAAAAAUAAAUUGAAGACAAAUUAUUUUGACAUCUUGAUGGCUAAUUAUAUGCUGUGGCCAUGGGUUCAACUCACAAACUUUUCCAUUGUGCCUUUAGCCUACCGAGUACCUGUUGUUCAGAUGGUAGCAGUCUCUUGGAACAUGUACUUGUCUUGGAAACUCAAUGCAGAUAAACCUAGUUCUUCUAAUGAGCCUCCAGUCAUCCUACCUGACUAGAUACAGCAAAAGUAUAUUUGCUAUUAUUGUUCCUUAAAAGAUGAUUUUAAUCUUUUCCCCCUUUAAGCACUUGAGCCUUUUUUUUACUUUUUAGAUUAUAAGUUAUUUUAUUAGCUGUUUGAAUGAUACAUUGAUUAUAGGUUUAAUUUUUUGAAUUGAAA